Hyalella azteca is the source of this 616-nucleotide messenger RNA. Its product is annotated as glycine-rich cell wall structural protein. Lineage: Eukaryota; Metazoa; Arthropoda; Malacostraca; Amphipoda; Hyalellidae. Bases 43 to 465 code for a protein of 140 amino acids. The transcript is spliced from 2 exons. The record is from RefSeq and is a predicted model, not a curated record.
CAGAGCGUCCUAACUGUAGAGCACAACCGUGCAGCUGACAACAUGCCUUCCAAACUGGUGACCGUAGUUAUGUUUGCGGCCGUCAUCUCGGCCGUACUUGCCGAGGCUGACCCCGAGCCUGAGGCAAAGGCUGAGGCUGAGCCCAGCAUUGGUGGCUACGGCUACGGCGGCCAUGGAGGCCACGGAGUCCAGUACGGCCGUACCUACGCCUACUCCACGUAUUCUCCUGGCUACGGUUACGGCUACGGUCAUGGAUUUGGUGGGCUCGGAGGUUUCGGCGGUGGCUUUGGCGGUGGCUUCGGCGGAGGCUUUGGAGGACAUGGUUUUGGUGGAUACGGUGGCCACGGUCAUUAUGGAUACGGUUAUGGAUACCCAGUGUACUAUUACGUGGCCCGCCACCACGGUUAUCACGGCCACGGUGGAUAUGGUGGUUACGGUGGCUUCGGAGGAUAUGGCUACAAGUAAUCCACCAGCCAUGCAGCGAUGCCAGAAUCCCAGCUCCGCGUUUCGGGACUUGUGAACGACCAAACGAAACUUCAAUUCUGUCAUUUCUUUAUUAUUUAAUACUUUUUACGACGAGCCUACGAACUGUACGAAAAUAAACGAACAAAAAUUG